Molecule: messenger RNA, 1222 nt
Organism: Paramecium tetraurelia
Lineage: Eukaryota; Ciliophora; Oligohymenophorea; Peniculida; Parameciidae
Exons: 1
Source: RefSeq, a predicted model, not a curated record
AUGCCUGGGAGCAUAAUGAACAUAUCUUUUUUCUUUAUGACUUGCAACAUUUAUUUUCUUUUAUAAUUCCGUCGGUCAUUAUCAGAAAAAUAUAUAAAAAUGAUAGAAUUCGGUAUUCAAAUUAAGGAUCCUUUAUUUUUAUUCUUUAUAAUAAUGGAUAAAAUAGUAUAUAUCCCAGAAAUAAGAUAUAAACAAAUAAAUGAGAAUACUUAAGAUUCUCAAGAAACAAUCGCGUAAAAAUUGCAUGACCUUGAAGAAUUGAUAUCAGAUAUUAAAAUUCCGAAUGAAGUAGAGUUCGAGCAUGUUUUCCAUCUGGUCAAACCAAAUUGUUGUGGAUUCGGUCCUUAUUCAUAAAAAUCUGAGUUCAGUAUCCAAGGCCUUGGAGAUUUGUCAUUUUCAAUUGAGAAAUUUCAUUGCUGCACACUACUAUGCUUUACUUGCUUUAGAGAUAAUUGCUACUACUGUUUUUGCUGUUGUUUUUUUGAUGCGAUUUUUACCAUUCUUUGGUGGAUUUUCAGACCAUUUGCCUAUUGCCUUUAUUAUCUGAUCAGAAUUCUCCUUUGCAUGUAUCAAGUCCAUCGUUUGCCUGAAGCUUUAUACAUUAUGGAUAAUUCAUAUUUAAGAAUGGAAUUUUGGCAAAGAGGAGUAGGCUUCAUAAAAGCAAAGGGUGAAGUUAUUUUUAAUUUUACAUAAACAGAUCGAAACUAUUUUGAUAAAUACUGCGCAGGGUUGAAAUCUUCCUUUCCAUAACUGGUUGUCACAUCCCCAUUUGAUUCGAAUUAUAGGUUGUUAGUGAGACCAUCAAAAAAUAGUUGUCCAUAAUCAAUCUAUGGUGAAAUGUUAUUUCUAGGCUGUUGUGAUUUAUUUAACACUAGUAAGAAGUAUCACGUGGAAGGACUUACAUAAGGAAAAUGCGAAAUCCUUAAUUUUAGAACAGGGUGUCAAGCGUGUGCUAGAAUAACUGGAAUGCAAGGGCAAUGUUGCAAAUUAUGUCCAACUAUUGAUUACCCGCGCUAUGCAAUUCAAUUUGAAAGUGUCAGAUAAGUGGAUAAAUUAGCGAUUAUAAUGGCAUUAAUUCACAUAAGUAUGUACAAUUAAUGGGGAGAUGGAGAGGAUUCUCGUCUAAAACUAAAAUUCUCUAAUGAAAUAUGCGAAAGAAGAAAUUAUGUAAAACAAGUUACAGUCGUAUGAUCUAUCAUAAAAUAUUUAUAAAAAGAGAGAU